This is a messenger RNA of Malus domestica (apple), 387 nucleotides long. RefSeq lists its product as uncharacterized. Lineage: Eukaryota; Viridiplantae; Streptophyta; Magnoliopsida; Rosales; Rosaceae. Gene Ontology annotation, cellular component: nucleus; elongin complex. Gene Ontology annotation, biological process: transcription elongation by RNA polymerase II. The record is from RefSeq and is a predicted model, not a curated record.
AUGGUCGAGCAGUUGAGGUGCGUAGAGAAGAGUACCAGAGGCAGAGAUUUGAGUCCAGUCACUGAUAAGUUGUGGCGGAAUUUCUAUGUGGAGGAGUUCGGUGCUUCGAGGGCUGAUCAGGCGGUCGAAAACACCAAGAAGUCGAAUGCCGCAUUCAAAUGGAAAGAGCUCUACGAGACAAAGCUGGAGGAGGUCAACAAGAAAGAAAAGAAGGCAGCUGAGAGGUUGAAGAGUCGGUAUCAAAUGGAAGCUGCUCGGAAACAAAGCCGGCGAGUUGUUUGCACAGAGGCAGAGGAAGGGAGAGAACGGGACUACCAGUCCGCUCGCUCUGGAGGGUUCUCGCUAAGACCUUCUAGCGAAGGUUUUAUCGACCCAAGUCCCUGUUAA